AUAUACAAGUUGUUAUUAAAACAAUUAUACAGAAUUUUUAAACAAAUUCAGAUAUUAUUGUCGUGAACAACAAAAAUAUAAUUUAUUAAAAACAUUCCAAGAUGUCCACAAAAUAUGCCAUACUAGCACAAACAACGCGUUUGCAGUAUAAACCACCAACUUGCGAGUUGGAAAAUCAAACAACUGAUAAACAAAAUUUUACAGUGGCCGCUGGUACACUUGUAAAAGUUGCUGGCGAACAACAAACUUCCUUGGCUGCCACGCAGGUGUAUGUCUAUGACGCAGUUUUACGCGAACCAAAUACAACACGUAUCUAUGAAUGUGCGCCAGAAAGUUUGCUACCAGUUUCCGACAAUUUAUGGCCAUUCAUAGUAAGUAUACCAGAACCAAAUCGUCGUUUGCAGCUACUAAAGGACACAGAUCGUUGCAAUUGGUUGAACCAUAUAAUGCCCGGUGAUGUGAUUAGUGUGCCAGGGCGUUCCUUUGAUCGUGACGAUAUCAUACGUUAUGAUUGUAUAGUUUGUUAUAUUGGUCCAGUACCAGAAAUACAUCCAGUUGGUUAUUUCUUUGGCUUGGAAUUAAUGGAUGACAUAACAUCACCACAAGCAGCUGAUGUACCAUUUACAAAAAAGUAUUUUGAGUGUGAAGAUGAAAACGCUUUAUUUAUAACUGCCGACCGCAUAAUACCAACGCCGCCUUUUCAGAACGAAGACAGUUCUCCAGAAAAUGGUACAGAAGCAAAUGAAGCAAACGGGAAUGAGUGGUCCUUUACCGCUUUUAUUUUCAAUACCGUAGAGAGCAUACGUGCAUCACUGCCAAUUUAGAGCGUACGUAUAUAAUGAAUCGAAAGCCACUUAAUUCAAAGUAUUUUUAAUUUCAAAAUUCAUUUAUUCAAGAAAAAUUAUUUACAUAGAAAAUUUACUAUUAUGUUUCUAUAUUAUCUACUGCAAGCAAGUACGUAAUAUGUACAUUGUAAAAUGUAUAUUUAUGUAAAAACCAAUUUUUUUUAUUAAUCCUAUUAAAAUAAAAAUAUACACAUUCUAUUGAAAUA
Molecule: messenger RNA, 1051 nt
Organism: Ceratitis capitata (Mediterranean fruit fly)
Lineage: Eukaryota; Metazoa; Arthropoda; Insecta; Diptera; Tephritidae
Exons: 2
Coding region: 102-824 (240 amino acids)
Source: RefSeq, a predicted model, not a curated record